UUCGGAAGACACGAGUUUGGAUGGUUUAAUUUGGUAUAAUAUCUACAUAUUUCUGUUGUGUGUUAAAAAUGGCAAAGAGUUUCCGAGAAAUUGUAAGUGAUGAAGACGCAUUGAUGGAAUUAUUGCACAUCGCCGAUACUCGUGCAAUCGAUGGAGAUGGUGUGGUCAGUCUACGAGAUUUUGAUGACAUUUGUGCAAAAAUAGCCACAAUCAAUACAGUCAAUCCGAAGACAUAUUCUCGUCGUAUCGCGUGGACAUUGAUCAGUCGAUUGCUUCUGGGCCUCACAUCGUAUUUGGACAUUUGUGUGCAAAACUGUUUUGAGGAAAGUCUCAAGCUCAAUCAACAAUUGGGAAGUAAUUUGGUUAUGGUAAAAUCGAAACGCAAAACUUUACUUGUCGAAUCCCAAAAGGCAAAGAAACAACGGAUAACCAUUGUUGCAAAAGAAACAACCAAUGUUGACUGGAAUCGAUUGUGGGAAGAACCGUUAGAAUUGGACAGCGAAGAAUUGACACAACCAGAUUUGACUUUAGUUUCGAUUGAUAAGAUCACACUGCGUGAAAUCGAACCACCAACAGUGUCGUCGGGUCUUAUUGACAUUCAUGAUUCGAUUGGGUUUGAUGGAUCGGGUGAUGUUAUUUUUGAUUCGCAUUUGGAACCAUUUGAUGAUGGUAGUUUUGGCGCGAAUAUGAUUGUCACAUGUCGUUCAUUUGAUGAAAACAUGAAUGAUAUAACUAUACAGUCAGCAUUUGAAGACACAAUUUCCACUCUUGCUGCACUAGGAAAAUCACCGAAAUCACUAGUACUGCCAAAUUCACCGGCAUCGUCAAACUUAUCAGCACCGCAAAGUCCAGUCCAAAAACUAACUGUGAAUGAUCGACGACGCACUGAAAAUCCAUUGAGUGUAUUGAAAUCAACACCGUUUGCACCACCAAAUAUUGCAGCAUUAGCAAAGAAAGGAAAGUGUCGAAAAGUGACCAUUUUCAAAGACGAAGACGACGAAAAAAUCAUCGCCGGCGAUGUGAUGAAAAAACGUAUUUCGAACACAACAGCCAGUUGCAAGGCUCGAAAAUCCGAUCUGUUCACCAAAGAAAAACUACAGAAACUGAAGCUGAACGAUAUGUUUACGGCUCCCGCUAUUCGUGGUACGCCUAAUCAAAAAUUGUUCGCACGCAGUGCAAAAACUCGACUGGUCAUCGAAGUCGAUUGGACAACGAUACAAGAUGCCUUUGAUUCUGGUAUUCGGGAUGAUAACGGAACGAAAUUAUCGGAAGAAAUCGAUAUUUUGCAAAAUGAAAAUGGCAAUAUUUCGCGCCGCACUCGAAGCCAAUCACGAAUGUCAAUGUCAUUCAAUGGACCAAUGUUGAAUCCGGUACUAUCAUCGACACCAAUUAAUCCAUCGCAAAAAUCGGUGCACAGUUUUCAUGCAUCUCAUCCCAAUAAUGUUGUUCCAAAUGACAUAUCACCGAUUGAUUCCUAUACUGAUCUCUUUGAACCACCGUCUCCAUUCAUGGACAUCGCUGCUUUGGCUCCGCCUGGCUUCAAAAAUGACAGCCAAAAUCAUGAGUCAAACAAACAACCGCAAUCAUCAAUUCCACAUUUGGACGAUCACAAUGUGCCAGAAAUUGAUGUUGCACAAAACAGUUCACCAUUAAUCGAAUGCAGUGAUUUGUUGGUUUUGCUUGGUGAAAAUUCAUUGGAAUACACAAUGAUGCAAAAACUCAUAAAAUUGUGGCAAAAAGGCAUCCAUCCCAUCAAAGUCGAUGAUUUGUUGGCCAAAAAAUGCAACCGUUUCCAGGCGGCAAAAACAUUCGCAUCACUACUAAAUCUCAAAAAGAAGAAACUGGUUCAAUUGGAGAAUUCGGCAGACGGAAAAAUCGAACACAUUUCCAAGGGAGAUGACUUUGUAUUGAUCGUUGAACCUGAACAUUCACUUUAGAGUGAAACUGCAAAAUUCGGACAGACAACACCACCCACAAAAUACUCAACAUAGUGAAUUUUUUUUGUUUUUCAUUACAUAUAUUUGUUGCUCUCAAUAAUGGCUGUGUCAUUCAGUCAUAAAAUUGUUCAAUAUAUUAUUUAUUCUCCGAUCUAUAUGUCUCAAAGGGAUGAGAUUAAUUUAACAAUAAGUUGAAAAAAAAUGGUUAAAAUUGUACGUUGACAUAAACAAACAACAUCAAAACGAUGUGUUCAUCAAUUUGUGAAUUAUCCAUGAAGGAUAAAUGAAUUAUAUAUGCUUUUGUUUCUGAGGAAGAAACAUUCAUUUUGUUACAUUUAAAAUAUUAUUGAGAGACAACA
Molecule: messenger RNA, 2296 nt
Organism: Contarinia nasturtii (swede midge)
Lineage: Eukaryota; Metazoa; Arthropoda; Insecta; Diptera; Cecidomyiidae
Exons: 7
Coding region: 69-1937 (622 amino acids)
Source: RefSeq, a predicted model, not a curated record